This is a messenger RNA of Grus americana (Whooping crane), 7086 nucleotides long. It is a transcript of the gene ITFG2, whose product is annotated as integrin alpha FG-GAP repeat containing 2. The transcript has 12 exons. Gene Ontology annotation, cellular component: KICSTOR complex. Gene Ontology annotation, molecular function: protein binding. The record is from RefSeq and is a predicted model, not a curated record. Gene Ontology annotation, biological process: regulation of TOR signaling. Lineage: Eukaryota; Metazoa; Chordata; Aves; Gruiformes; Gruidae. Bases 1293 to 2486 code for a protein of 397 amino acids.
GGGCGGGGUGGCGGGGCGGGCUCCGCCCUCGCGUGGCGGCGGCGACCCCGUGGCGACAGGCCGCGGGAGGUGGCGCUUCCGCGGGCGGAGUGCUGAGCCCAGUUUGGGCGCGAGCUGGAGCGAACCCAGCAGCGGGCCGCCGCGAUGUCCGAGGUGCUGCCGCCGGCGGGGGGCGAGGCAGUGGGGCUUGGUCGGCCUGGGGAGCACCGGGGGCGUCCCAGGACGGCCUGCCGCCCUCGCCCGGCCGCUCUUAGAGACGAGCACCGGUAGGGCGAGGGGCAGCAGUCGCAGGUUGUACCGGAGGAAGUUAAAACUGGGUGGGGGAGAAGCACCGAGAGGAUGAUGCGGCACCAGAGCAGGUCCCUGGAGGAGGUGGGAGGGCUUCCACGUUGGCGGGACUCGGAGCUUGACAAGGGUGUGUCAGAGAUUCAGGGUUGGAUCAGAUGGCCCCCAGAGAUCGCUUGCAAACUGAAUGUUUCAGUGAUUCUGGGCUGCAGCUGGUCAGUGCUUCUGUCACUGUUAGACAUGCUAGGUACCCUUGGCAUGGAUAACAUAUAGCUAGUAGGGAGGUUAACUGGUGCCAAAGAGAGACGCUCUGCUGUCGUGGUGGUGGGGAUGUAGAGGUGCAGGGAAAUGCUUUGCUGGGGCACAGUGGAUCACAAACAGGGUAGAGCCAAGUUUCAGUGUUUCUUGAUGAUUAUGAUGGAUGGAUGUGCACCGGGAAUCUUGCUGUCAGCCCCACAAACGGUUGUUUCUGAUGGGUCUGAUUUGUCUGUAAUUAGGAAGAGGUUAGCUUAACCAGAUAUAUGUAAACAGUCCCUUAUUCUCAGCAGUCAAAUUUUAUUACAGCCCUAUCCUGCUGUCCUGAAAAGUGUCAUGGCCAGCAAUGCAGUGGAUGAUAAGACAAAUUUUCCCAUAAGAAGUUGCGUUAUGUGAGAUAUCAUGUUCAGGGAGUUAUGAAAUGCACACAAUUUAAAUACACAGAGGCAUGCUGCAGAAGAUGGGAUAGUAGGAAUAGGCUCGUCAGCUGGUGUGGUUGGUGAUUUUUGUCAGUCAUCUUUAAAGAAAAAAAUCACCAUUCUGAAAGACCUUUACCCCUUCAUCAGUGAGAUUGAACAUCCAGUGUAAAUGUAUUGUAAGGACUCUUGCAGCCUCUUUCUGGAUAUUUACAUUUUCCUCAUUACCAUCAUCUUCCUCAGCUGAAUGAGCUAGUGGUGGGAGACACCAACGGGAAACUCUAUGUUUACAAGAAUGAUGACAGCAAACCCUGGGCUGUGCGGUCUUGUCAAGGAAUGCUGACGUGCGUUGGUGUGGGAGAUGUAUGCAAUAAAGGAAAGAAUCUCGUGGUGGCAGUGAGUGCAGAAGGCUGGUUUCAUCUUUUUGACCUGACUUCUCCAACUUCAAAACACCCAGAUGCUUCAGGCCACCAUGAGCUGGCUGCAGCAGAAGAGCAGAAGCCAGCGUUCAAGCAGCACAUUCCUGCCAACACCAAGGUCAUGCUGAUCAGUGACAUUGAUGGAGAUGGGAAGUGUGAGUUGGUUGUGGGUUACACUGACAGGGUGGUACGUGCCUUCCGCUGGGAGGACUCGUCGGAGAAUUCAGACCAUGUCUCUGGGCAGCUGCUCCUGUUGAAGAAAUGGCUGCUAGAAGGUCAGGUGGACAGCCUCUCUGUGAACCCAGGCCGUGAUGGCUCACCAGAGAUGAUGGUGUCUCAGCCAGGCUGCGGUUAUGCCAUUCUGCUGUGCACCUGGGUCUCUGAGCAGCAGGCCACGACAGAGGGAAGAGACACUUCUGCCCCAAGCAGUGAGGCCCCUAUUCGAGAUGUUAUUCUACACCAAACAUCUGGACGGAUUCACAACAAGAACGUUUCCACUCACCUAAUUGGUAGCAUUGGCCGAGGCUGCUCCAGUGAGAAUAGUGGCUCAGGUCUGUUUGCCCUCUGUACUCUGGAUGGGACAUUGAAACUCAUGGAGGGAGCAGACAAGCUGCUCUGGUCUGUGCAGGUUGAUCACCAGCUAUUUGCUCUGGAAAAGCUGGAUGUUACUGGCAAUGGGCAUGAGGAGGUGAUCGCCUGUGCAUGGGAUGGUCAGACGUACAUCAUUGACCACAAUCGGACUGUUGCCAGAUUUCAAGCAGAUGAGAAUGUCAGUGCCUUCUGUGCAGGCCUCUAUGCAUGCAAAGGAGGAAGCAACAGCCCCUGCUUGGUUUAUGUCAGCUUCAAUCAGAAAAUCUACAUCUACUGGGAUGUGCAGCUGGAGAGAAUGGAAUCCACCAACCUGUUGAAAAUCCUGGAUUGUGACCCAGAGUUUGGAAGUCUUCUGCAGCAGCUGGGUGUGGAAAGAGGCGAUGUUUCUGCUGUCAAAGAUCUGAUUCACAAAACACUGUAUUUUCCGGAGAAACAUCAGCAGAGCAGCCCCUCGCAGUGUCAGGACCCUGCUGGAGCAGACUCUUCUGCCCACUACGCUGUCAUCCAGGAUCCCUUAUAACAAAUCACGUGGAGGUUGAUGCCUUUAAUACCAGCACAAACUCUUCUCUGACUGGAAUCAAGCAUCCAAUGAAGAUGAGACUGUUCUUUUCCCAUCUCUGUCAAAGCUUCCAGACAGCAAAGGGUGUGCAGGACAGGUUCUGUGGGGGGAUGUGCUCAGCUGUAGGCUUGAGUGAAGGUGGUGGGUUGAUUUGUUUUUAGCUGAGGAAGCUACCAGCACAGCAAGAGUCCAGGGUCCUGCUCAUUGGUUUCCAUGUUCUCUGCUAGCUAAAGCACUUUAUGGGUGACUGUGAAGGAGCACUGAGGACAUAGAUGGAGAGAAUAGCUGAGCUCAGUCUUUGGUCUAUUCUUACAAUUGGUCUUCUGAGUUCUUAGCAGGAUCACAGUGCAGGAACUGCAGUUGGAGGAAUUGAGUUAGGGAGCAGGCAAGGGCCUUCUCCAUUUGGGUUUUUUAAAGUAGACUCAGGCAUUGUUUGCCUUUGUUCUGCUGCUGGUCUUCUCCCAAGCUGUUUCUCACAAACCACCUCUUGUUCUGAGGAGCUAGAGAUGUGUGAGAAGAACCACAACUUGCACUAAUAAGUUGAGGAGAGGUAACAGCUCCAGUGAACCCCAGCUGUGCUCAACAAGCAUUGCUUGUCUCUAUCUUCUUGGGCAGCGUGAUCCCAGAGAUGGCUGUGACUUAGCAAAGCAGCUGUGACCUAGGCAAUAAGAGAAACCUCUCUUAACCAUGGAUCUGUGGUGCUGUGAGAGCUUGGCUGUUCCAUAAUAAGCACUAGAAAUGCCACACUUCCCUCUUGUUGCAGAGAGUGCCACCCUAUUUUGAGUCCUGCACUACUGAAAGAGAUGGACUGGAGGUGAUGAUCCACUUGCUGGUAUGCAGAGUCUGGAAAAGGCCAUUGCUCACCCAGGCUGCUCAUACACAGAGGCUCAAGCAGGAACCUGUCCACAUGCUGCUGGUCUGCUUUUCCCCAUCUCAGCUUGCCCCUUGCCUAACUCACCUUAUUAGGGUAGGAGCAGCAUGCUCACCUGCUGUUUUGUAUCUUACUAUCUUCUCUCACUUGUGUGAUGUUUUACUGGACAUACAUAAUGGAUGGAGCUGUCCCUUCACCCUUAUGGCAGCCUGAGACAGUUGCAUCCAAGUCAGCACAAAUAUAAUUGUGAUCUCUCUUUAGCAACUGGUAACAUUUAAAGGUACUGCAGGCUGUUGAAAACCUGCUGUGCUAUACUCUGCAAAACAGGGCAGCCCUAAUUGGGAGAAAGUACUUUGUAUGGAGAAAAGGGGUGUCUUGCCCUUGGGUCAAAAGAACUGUUGUUGAAGUAGCCCUGUGUGGUAGAAGGGCAGGAUCUUUACAUAAUAAACCCUAGCUUUUCUUUGCAAUUUCCAUCUGUAGAUUUAUAUAAGCUUUAUAGAGGACAGCUUAUGUCCUCUACAUUUGAUAGCUGUGAAAGUUGAAGCAUGGAGCAGUGAAAUGGUAUGACCUGCUCUGCACCAGCUAGCACUCUUGUUGCUUCACAGACUGCUCUAUCUUCUGACUCUUAACUACAGUGGAAGUUUCACUCCAUUUUAAUGACUUCACUGAGAAGCAUUUUUUAAAUGUUCCCUUGUCAUACUAGGUGUUUGUGUACAACUGGACCCUUCAGGCAGGAGCUCUCAAGUCAUAAUAGUGCUUUAGUAACAGCGGUGUUCAAAGCAGCGGGGCUUGAGUUUGUUAGCUAUGGAGAGCUGGUAAUGUAGGGACCGUCUACUGAUGGGCUAAAGCAAGGAGUUGUCUUGAAGCUUGUCAGCUCUAGAUUGUAACCUCAAGAAAUUGUCAUCUCUAAUGAUGCUGACAUGUACAGCCACUCAUCCCAGUGGGCAAUCACCACUGUUUCUGACAAAUUAAUCAGUCUGACCUCUUGGGCUGUCAUCAGUCUCAUAGUCCUUUCCUAAUGAGGAUGAGUCCUGUUGGGGCUGUUAACUAGAUCAGUGUAUUGGUUCUUGCUACUUCCAGGUUUCUGUUUCCCAAAACCCAAAGCUGCUCUUUCCGAUUUGCCAGAACAAGUAAGGAUUCUCCCUUCCCUCCUUUCAGGCACAGUAGUAGCAACUGAUAGUCUUAUCUCUGCCCCUUGGAGCCCAGCUGAGUUGGGGAGAAGCAGAUGUCCCUACAGGUGAGAUGUGCUGGUGUUGGUUGUGAGAGAGUUAAUUUUUUUCAUGGUAGCUAGUAUGGGCUGCAUUUUGGAUUUGUUCUGAAAACAGUGUUGAUAACACAGGGAUGUUUUCGUUACUGCUGAGCAGUGCUUACACAGAGCGAAGGCCUUUUCUGCUUCUCGCACCACCCCACCAGUGAGUAGGCUGGGGGUGCACAAGGAGUUGGGAGAGGACACAGCCAGGACAGCUGACCCAAACUGAUCAAAGGUAUAUUCCAUACCAUACGAUAUCAUGCUCAGCAUAUAAAGCUGAAGGAAGAAGAAGGGGGGGAUGCUCAGAGUGAUGGCAUUUGUCUUCCCAAGUCACUGUUACGUGUGAUGGAGCCCUGCUUUCCUGGAGAUGGCUGAACACCUGCCUGCUGAUGGGAAGUGGGGAAUGAAUUCCUUCUUUUGCUUUGCUUGUGUGCAUGGCUUUUGCUUUACCUAUUAAACUGUCUUUGUCUCAACCCAGGAGUUUCUCCUUGCUUUCGCUCUUCCAAUUCUCUCCCCCAUUCCACUGAAGGUGUGUGGGGCUUAGCCUUUAGCUGGGGUUAAACCAUGACAUGAACGGUUUGGUUUCCCUGUAUUCUGAGUACUUUCCACUUAGCCCUGUUGCUACCUCAUUUUAAUCUUGCACUUCAAAAUUAGUGGAACUGACAUAAAGAGGGACCACAGCAGAGCAGGACUCUGCAGAGCAGUUUCCAGAAGCAUACAAUGGAAAUGACAUUUUAGCAAUGUCCCUUAACAGGCCUGUGUCUUGGCAUAUGCUGUUCUUCUGUCCUCAACACAGACUGCUGUUCUUCCUCUGCUUAAGGCUGUGUAUUUUCUUGUUCUGCUCCCCUCCUCUCCCCUCGUGUCAUCCCCCACUUAAUUCUGUGGCUUCUGUCUCCUCCAGCAGGGACAGAAACAGGAUGGUUAUAAGCAACAGAAAACAGUAAUGCCUGAGUUUUCAGGGAUGGCUCAUGCAACCUGGUUCUCCUGCUGUGCGUGCUUUGACAAAAACAGUCCUAUCACAACUUUGUCCUACCGCAAUUUGUGCCUGCACUGGCUCUGCUCAACAUCUUUUUGCUUUGGCGAGGCAGGUGUUCUCCACAUAAGUACUCUCACUCUUCAUCCCCUGCUGGAACCCUUGAGGUUCCUGCAGCAAUUGCCUGCAGCAUUUUAUUUGCCUGAGAGUUGGGCCAUUCUGAGCCAGUCAGAAUAGCCGAGCUAUUGCAGUGUUGGUAUAUUGUAAUUCUUGAGGCGUAACAGGAAAACAGGCUUGUCUACACAUAACAGAGAACAACUCAAUGCUGUCUGUCCAUGCCAAAUAUAAACCUUUAUUAGCAACACAAGCACAAGGGGGAUACAAAUGGUUGUAUGACUGAAACUGUUUUAUGCAAAACAAACUUUGCUGUACAGGUCGAAUGACUUCCAAGGAAGGAAGGUCAAACUCAUCUACUGUUGGACUGUUAAUUGCUGAGAAGAAACAGGGAAGGGUUAAUGGGGAGCUCUCCUAAGAGCCAUUUUUAAAAGAAAAUGGGGCAAAACUGAUGCAAAUGUUGGACAGGACCACCUGUGCAACCUAGCCGUCUUCUCUUGUUGCCUUGAGGAUAACAUGGCUGUGUGCUGUGCAAGUCUAGGCAUGCUGCAUUGUGGAAAGCAGAGGUGAGAAGAUACGGAUGCUACAGAUCAUCCAUUCCCCAAAACUCUUCAGCUCUUAAAAGCAUUUGAGAGAAAAAAACGCUACUGUUUGAGGGUUUCCCCCAAGAGAUAAUGUGCUGUAAGCAAUACAAAAAACUUGCAGAUGCAUUUUGCUCCUGUACUUCUUGUGCACAAAAGAAAAUGGAAGCUGUCUACAGAAAAAUUAAUUGGAACUUUUGUACUAUUACUUGGCCAAAGAUCACGUUCCUCCUUUUUUCAUGCCCUGAACUCCUAAGUGGCAAUUAAUAGAUUGUCUACAGUCAAUGCUUUCUGAAGUCAAUGCUUCAGGCUGCUUCCACUGGCAGCAGUUUUCCAUGAAGUAUGAAUCUACUCGGAGAGUGAACCAUAUAGGCUCUGCCUCUGGACUGAUGGAGUUACAUUAUACUUGCAUUGUAACUCAUUGCCCAUUUGUCCCUGCCAGCCAACACAAGCCACACAGUUCAAUUGGAAGUUGUUCCUUCCCAUGCAGCAGAAAAUGUUGUUUGCUACAUCCUACUCAGUAGCAGACUGGCAUACCCACUGAUGCCAGGAAGCUUUUCAACAGGGCAGGAUUUGCAAGACACAUUUGUAUGUCCCAGUGACAACAGACAGCAAGUGAGGAGUCCAACAGCAUUUUCAGACACUGGGGGUAUUUACAGAUAAAUGAUUCAUGGCUUUGGUUGUCACGCUCAAUUUACUAGCAAUAAAAUAAAGGGAGGGGGUUGCUUUAUUUUCCUGAGACAUAAUAAACCCACUAGCCAUCCCUGCUCUCA